AUGUCAUCUUCUUCUCGAGAACCUAACUUAGUUAUUUUAAAAGGAAUUCGUCCUUUAUUAUCAUGGGAUAGUGAAUUCUUAAUAAAUGAAGAUAAAGUACGAUAUAGAACAUGUUCAUCUAUUCAUCGCAAUACAUCUAGUUAUCAUAUGUCCAUAUCUGAACCAGAAAUUCGAGAAUUAGAAACAUUUAUACCUGUUUCGCCAACAGUAUUUAUUUAUAACAAAGAUAGUGUUGUAGAAAAUUCCUAUGCAUCCAUUGAAGAUAUUCCAGCAAUAAAAAAUGAUGAAUGUUUAUGGAUUGAUGUUAUUGGUGUACAAAAUGAAGUCUUAUUAUCAAGUAUUAGUCGACGAUUUAAAAUUCAUUCAUUAGUUAUAGCCGAUAUUGCAACAAAUGAUCAACGUACGAAAUUAGAUGUUUUUGAAGAUGCUUUAUUUCUUAUUAUUAAAUUAAUUAAUUCUAAUCGUGAUACACAACAAAUAUCUAUUGAACAGAUCAGUUUUUAUAUGAAAGAAAAUAUAUUAAUAACAUUUCAAGAAAAAUCAUCAGAUAUAUUUGAUUCAAUUAAAAAUAAAAUUCGUCUAGAUAAAGGUCGUACUAGAAAAUCAAAAAUUGAUUAUUUAUUCUAUUCAUUAGUUGAUAAAGUCGUUGAUCAAUAUAUGGAUGUAUUAGAUGGAGUCGGUAGAAAAAUUGAAGCAAUUGAACGUAAUCUAAUGGAAAAAUUAUCACGCGAUACACUAGCGUCAAUCUAUGAACUUAAACGUGAAAUGCUUUUCUAUCGUGGUUCAAUAGUACCUCUAAAAGAAAUUAUAAUUAAAUUACAAAAAGAAGAAGAAACACAAAUUAUUCAAGAAGGUACAAUUAUCUAUUUAAAAGAUUUAUAUGAUCAUGUUGUUCAAGUUAAUGAUACAAUUGAUGUAUAUCGUGAAAUGCUUGCUUCAUUUAUUAGUUUUUUUAUGAUGUUAAAUUCAAAUGGAAUGAAUCAAGUUGUUAAAACUUUGACUAUUAUUUCAACAGUAUUUAUUCCAUUGACAUUUAUAGUAGGUGUAUAUGGAAUGAAUUUUGAUAAUAUGCCUGAAUUACAUUGGGAGUAUGGAUAUUUUAUGGUUCUUUUUGGUAUGGCAGUAUUGACACUUAUUAUGUUUUGUGUUUUUAAAAGAAAAAAAUGGUUUUGA
This is a messenger RNA of Adineta steineri, 1173 nucleotides long. The record is from the annotation of a GenBank genome assembly. NCBI's taxonomy places the organism in Eukaryota, Metazoa, Rotifera, Eurotatoria, Adinetida, Adinetidae.